This is a messenger RNA of Cryptotermes secundus, 3445 nucleotides long. RefSeq names its product homeobox protein 2. The record is from RefSeq and is a predicted model, not a curated record. Lineage: Eukaryota; Metazoa; Arthropoda; Insecta; Blattodea; Kalotermitidae. Gene Ontology annotation, biological process: muscle organ development; cell development; regulation of transcription by RNA polymerase II. The coding region runs from base 324 to 1739 and encodes 471 amino acids. Gene Ontology annotation, cellular component: nucleus. The transcript is spliced from 6 exons. Gene Ontology annotation, molecular function: RNA polymerase II cis-regulatory region sequence-specific DNA binding; DNA-binding transcription factor activity, RNA polymerase II-specific.
GACUACUGCACAAGAUCACUAACAGCGGGCAACAACAAGAAGAAGGCCACACCCCCGCCAUCUUGAGUGAUACAGAUCUUAAGUUACAGUUCUGGAGUUUUAUUAUGGCUAAGAAAAACAUAAGAGAGACAUGGCCUAAAGAAGAAUGGCAUGGUCGCUUGAAGAAACAUGAAUGGAAAGUGGUUCAAUUCAAACAACGAUCUUAAGCAUCCUUUCAAGAAUAUUAAAUUUCCGAGAUUUCGGUAAGAAGCUGGCACUGCUGAUAAAAAUCAUAAAGUUAAAGAAACAGUGACUUUGAUUUAUUUCUUGCCUUCUUUAUAAAUAUGGUAACGGAAAAUUCGAAUUCAUGUCAAAACCAUCGCCAACAUCACCGCCGUCACGGGCACCACCACAAGCACCACCGUCAACAUAAUCGCUGUAAGAAUAACAAGGAGAUAAACGUGUUCAAGAGAUUGAAAAAGGGCCAGAACACUGACACUAACGAUGCCAACACAGAAGAGGGAGGGAAAUCCAGAAAGGUUUGGGAAGAAAAUUCCAGCACAAGACUUAUGUGCACCAGCAAGCAAGAAAGAAAGCAUCUUGCAGGAAGGGUUCUGAGGAAUAGACGAUACAGACGACCUUUCGAGGACCAUCGCCACACGAAGCGUCUGUUUACACCGGAGAUAAAGCGUUUCCUGAAAAGUUGGUUAGUACGGCGCAGGGAUCACCCGUACCCGAGCCGCGACGAGAAGAAGGGGUUGGCCGUUCAGACAGGGCUCACCUACAUACAGAUAUGUAACUGGUUUGCAAACUGGCGUCGCAAACUGAAGAAUGCAGGAAGUGAAGCUCCCCACCACACAUGGGGCAAUCUGAUCAAAAGCUACAAUACAAAAGCUCAGGGUAAUGUGGAGCAGUUCAGCCUGUGUUCUGAUGACAGCAUUUGGGAAGAAAAUGACAUUUCUGAUACAGAGCACAACGAAAUCAGCGGAGUUGCAUCAACUGUUAGUCCUCUAUCUAAUAUGAUCAAUGCCACAGCUAUGGAUCACAGCUAUUCUGCUCUGUAUCAUCAAAACACACAAACUUCAUCUGAUGCAGUAUCAACAGAAAACAUAGAUUCAAGAAACACAUCUCAGAACUCUCAUAAUGAACAGUGCUUCAAUUUUACAGCGUCAACUAAACAGGCUGAAAUGACAAGCAUAGUAAGAAGAAGACAUGUAGUUCCUCCUGACCAGACUUCUUCUGGUGUCAGCAGUAAACAUAAAAAUUGUGUUAUACAAAACUAUUUGACAGAUCAAGAAGUUUGCCAUGAACCAUCAUCAAAACUCACAAUCAUGCAGAGAGAUACAAUGUCAUCAUGGCAAGCAAAAAAAUUCCACAAAGACGUUGAAGGUGACAGUGUAGAUUUUGGAAAACACAGAACUGAUGUCAAUGCAAGAUACAAUAGUGUUAUAGAAAGUGAUGUGAAGAAUGGUUGUGAGAAUCUGGCUAGAAAAUCUAAGCGACAAAAAAAAGGAGAAAAUCGUCCUCUAGAAUUGUCAAAAUGGUUAGAAAGUGCGGCCAAAUUCAAGCCUGGGCAAAAUUACGUUGCAUGGUCUACCAAAAAUGCUACAUGGCAAUCAAGUACCUGUGAAAUGAAGAAGGCUCAUCAGUGGAAUGUAACAGCAAAUGAUGCAGGGAACUACUGGGCAGGUGGACAGCACCACAGGGAAGAACUAGACGCUGCUGAGGCUUUAACUCGUCUGUCAGCCCUUCAUCAGUGAACUGCAAUCAUAAGAAGCUUGGGCAGAAACAGAAGCAUCUUUAGGAAGCGUUGGAGACACUACAUCUCAAGUACUGAACAAAAUCAGAUAGUGAAAAUGACAUAUUGGACCAUAUAAUAUACAGUGAAACUGCUGUCACUGGUGCCAGAAGGUGGGGAAUCAGGUAUCUGCCCCCUCCCUUGUUUAAAAAAUCAAAACAGGAAGCAGAAGCAAAUAUACCAAAAUACCAAAAAUUUAAAGAAUUUAAAAAAAUGAUAUUCUUCUAUUCUGCAUACUGUAGGGUGAUUAGUAAAAAAAUCCAAAGAUAUCCAUAAUAAUAAGUACUAUGGGAUUGUUUCCCCAGUGCUGAUUGGAAUUUCUACAUCAGCUUUCUCCUGUCCAAUCUGUCAAAAGCUUUUCCAUCAUUCUCCAAAAGCCCAUAUACACAGCCCUUCAGUCAGCUGAUGGCAUUGCAUAUUUCAGUUUGCAGCUGUUUCACAGCAUGAAAGAAUGAUUUACUUGGCAUGAAGAUAUGUCUGUCCAGGUUUGCAUUGUAUACUAUGCAUGAUAUGGAAUUAAGGACAACUUUGGAGCACUCUGAUUGGAAGGAACAGCAAUGCUACAUCCACAUAAAUAUAAGGAUUGUCUAAUUUUCCCUAGCCCUUUCAUGCUACUGUCGUCACUGUUGCGUAGUGUGAAGCAUCAGGAAUGUUUGCAUGUUCCAGGCAUUUAUUAUAAAGCAAGGUGCAGGUGACCACUAGAUCUUCAGUAGUGGUUUUGAGGUGCUCAUUUCUUAUUUCAUCUGGCUUCAAUGCUUUCUUGUUCUUGCUGCUGUUAAUAUUCGUAGCCCUUGAAAAAUGGAUGAUCUUUAUUUCACUCUAGUUUCUUAAGAACUUGGCUUAUCGUUAUUAUGGUUAAGGAUCUGACAGAAGUGGCUUUCUCUAACCUCUGGCUUUUUGUGGAUGCACAGCAACAGCUCUUAGCAAUGAAACUAAAGAAAACUGUAGAAAUUUUGCAUACAAAUAUGAGCCUUGUACAUAUGAGGUUUCCUCAUAUGUUAUGGCUGUGCUCAGUAAAUUACAUAAAAGUUGUGACUUUUUUUUACCAAUAUGCAAAGAUGUUUGCAUGAUUUUUUAUUCAGCCAUUUUUAUAGAAUAUUAAUAUGCAUACUGUCUCUAACAAACCAUAUGGCUCAUCUACAGAAUGUAAAUGUGAUCCACAAUGUUAAUAUUUAUUUAAAAUGCCUAAAUUCCAUGAAAGCUGUGAUCUCAAAAAGGAACACUUCAGUUGAUUUUUGGUGUGUCAGUUCUGAGAUGCCUGAAUAUGGUUAUGACAGUGAAACCCCCUUUUAGAUAUCUGUAGGAGCAGUGGAUUUGAACACUGCACUUAGGAAAUUCAUAAAUAGUGAUAAUUUAACAUUAACUAUUAACUUUCGCUUAGGCAAUUGAAUACAAUAUGAGGGGAAACCUUAAAUCAAGGCACAAUGAAUGGGAGUCCACUGUAUAUUAUGAACAAUUAUUUUUUUAACUAUAAAAAACUGUAGAAAAAUGUGUGCUUGUAAAUAAUUCAAAUUAUAUGUAACGCACAUCGUAGCAUAGUUGGUUGAGGCACGGUGCUACAAGCUGGAAUGUCACGUGUCCCAAUAAGGUGGAACCUUUCAAUUUACCUAAUCCUUCUAGCUGCACUAUGACCCUGGGGUCGACACAGCCUCUAACAGAAAUUAGUAC